This is a messenger RNA of Trachymyrmex septentrionalis, 5978 nucleotides long. It is a transcript of the gene SNF4Agamma, whose product is annotated as serine-rich adhesin for platelets. The record is from RefSeq and is a predicted model, not a curated record. The transcript is spliced from 16 exons. Bases 15 to 3608 code for a protein of 1197 amino acids. Lineage: Eukaryota; Metazoa; Arthropoda; Insecta; Hymenoptera; Formicidae.
UCCAUGACUCGCAGAUGCGCUCUCGUCCUCAUGACUCGAAAUCGCACUUCGCGGAAUCCAUGGCCAUUAUUUUAAUUGCUCCGCUUCCCGCGGUAUACAUCCACGAGGAUGCUUUCAGACAGAGAGAGGCUUCCUCGAUGGAGGGCACCGGCAACGACAAGCAGAACGAGUCGGACGAGUGCGACGUGAACGGGGAUAAUAGGAAGCGGGACGACGACGAUUCGACCGGGCAGGAGGACGUCGAUCGGAAGAUGAAGGCGGAGGACAAACGUGAGUCUCUGGAGAACAUGAAUUUGAAGAAUGAGAUGAAGACGCUGAAGAAGACGCUGUCGGCCGACGACGAGGAGGCCGACGAGGAGGACGAGGGCAGCAAGGAGUCCGCCGACGAGGAGGAGCGCAAGGAAACGCAACCAGGUGGCGAGAAGAAGGAACAGGAGUCGUCCAGCGACAGUACAUCCACCAGCACUACCGACGACGAGUCCGAGACCAGUUCGGAGGACAAGACGGAGCCGUCGAAGCCGGAAACGGCUCAGACGACGCAAACGGAAGCGACUUCGCGAGAGGAAUCGAAGGAGAGCACUUCCAAGAACGAGGACACGACGGACGACAGCGAUAUCGAGGAUGAUUUGGUCUCGGCGAUCAAUUACAACACAAUCACCUCUUUGGCGGCGCUUAAGGAUAUGUUACAGUCCUCCGGGGAGGACUCCGACGGUGUGGAUAGUUUCUUCCAUCAUUAUUUCUUAUCGCAUGUAAACCGGCUGCCGUCGAGGAACCAGACGCAUAGUCCGUAUCCCUGGGGCAGGAGAUUGUCGGAGUGCCGGGAGGAGGACGAGUACGAGACCGAGGAAGGGAAGAACGUUGAUAGCCCGAGCGUCGAUAGUAAGAAGGAUACGUCGAAGACACAGGUCGAAAAAACGGACAGCGUCUCCUCCAAGACGUCGAAGGCGUCGAGUCCGUCGUCUUCGGAGAAUUCUAGUUCGGAGAAGAUUGACGAGAAGUCUUUGGCGACGUCCAGUGUGUCGGAUGCGAAACCACCGUCACCGUCGUUAAUAGCGACGACGACGAUGACGACGACGACGACGACGAUGACGAUGACGACGGCGACGACGGCGACGACGGCGACGAUGACGACGACGACGAUGACGAUGACAACGACGAUGACGACGCCGACGACGGGCGCGACCAUGGCGACGACGACGGUCGCGACGUCGGUUUCCGGUAGAUUCACAACAUCCACCGUGACGUCGCCAACGUCGACGACGAAACCUCCACUAAGAAGGCGACAUACCACCGGCCCAGGCAUGACCUUCCCCGCUACGGAUCCUCCUUCGUAUUCCACCAGUAUGACCUUCUCGAGGACCAGUCCGUUGCCCAGUCCGCAUUUCGACAAGCGGUUCUUUGACAGUAGCCUGAUCGAGAUUAAAAGCCAGGCGAGCAGCACCAGCACUCUCGAUUACGACUCCACGGAGGAGGUGUGGAUUCGCAGGCUGGAUCUCGUGCAGGAGAAAAAACGACGGGAGCUUGGUUCGCAACCAUUACCAACGAUCGUGACCGAGGAUACGGAUAAUUCCGGGCAUGUUUCUCAAGGUCACAGGCCACGAGCAGAUACGUGGGGAUCGCACUCGAAGCCGAUCAGAAAAUCGUCUUACGGGAGCGCACCUAGUUCUGGAAAAUCUACGCCGCUUCCGCAGCCAGCAGAACCGUCGAGUUCAUCGAGUUCCGGCAAAGGCGGCCGAAAGACUUCCGGUACUCGGUCCGGUUCCACCAGUCGCAGUAAUAGUCGCAGUAAUAGCGCGGAACGUCGAAGAAGUGGCGGUGGUACGGAUGACACUGCUAGCCCUACGAGAAAGCCGGCGCUCUUCGACGCUUUCAGGCCGAGGAGCAAGUCGGACGCCAGCAAGAGGAAGCCCAGUAUUAUAGCUAAUAUGAAAAAUGCCGUUCAGCAUUCCUUGCACAGAGGCUCGCAUGGAAGCUCGUCGGUGGAUGUACAUACGGAGAAGGAACAUCAUAGAGAAAGCCAGAAGGAACAAAAGGAGAAUAGAGACCAAGGAAGCGGUCGGCCUAGAGCUGGAUCUGAGAGCAGCAGGAAUCCUGUGAGCAAAGUCAUGGAUCUCAUUAGGCACAGGAGCCACAGUGCCUUGAGCGCGGAGGACAAGCGGAAAGCGCGAGCGGCGGUGCAGCACCAGUCACAAGUAGCGUCGCAGAGCGCGCACAGAAGAAGUUCAUUGGAUCCUACGGCACGGAGAUUAUCCCUCGGGGCACCCGCAAUACCUCAUCGAGCAUCCGACGCUUGCCUGGAUCCGGUUCACGCUGCCAUACUUUUUAGGGAUGCGCGAGGACUGCCGGUGGUGGAUCCCUUCUUAGAGAAAGUCUCGCUCUCCGAUCUUGAGGAGGACGAGUCGCAGAUCUUCGUCAAGUUUUUCAAGUUCCACAAAUGCUACGACCUAAUACCGACCAGUGCCAAGCUGGUCGUCUUUGACACUCAUCUACUCGUUAAAAAGGCCUUCUUCGCUCUCGUCUACAAUGGGGUGAGGGCCGCGCCGUUGUGGGACAGUUCCCGGCAGCAGUUCGUCGGCAUGUUGACCAUAACGGAUUUCAUAAAAAUACUACAGAUGUAUUAUACCAGUCCAUCGGUGACAAUGGACGAAUUAGAAGAGCACGAAUUAGAUACGUGGAGAAAGGUCUUGAAGGAUCAAGUCCAUCCUCUUGUAAGCAUCGGGCCGGACGCCUCACUGUACGAGGCUAUCAGGACCUUAAUACAAAACAGAAUCCACCGAUUGCCUGUGAUAGAUCUCGAUACCGGAAACGUCCUUUAUAUCUUGACGCAUAAGCGAAUACUUAGAUUUCUUUUCCUAUAUAUCCAUGAGUUACCGAAACCAUCCUUCACCAACAAAACGCUGAGAGAAUUAAGGAUAGGUACUUUCGAGAACAUAGAAACGGCUACGGAGGAAACUAGCAUAAUUUUAGCGCUGAAAAAAUUUGUGGAAAGGAGAGUUUCAGCAUUGCCGAUUGUCGAUUCCGAGGGGAAGUUAGUGAACAUCUACUCAAAGUUUGAUGUCAUUAACUUAGCAGCGGAAAAGACAUACAACAAUCUAGACGUUUCGCUACGCGAAGCAAAUGAGCACCGCAAUGAAUGGUUCGAAGGUGUUCAGAGUUGCAAAUUAGAUGAGACAUUGUUUACUAUAAUGGAAAGGAUCGUCAGAGCAGAAGUACAUAGGCUAGUAGUGAUCGAUGAUGACGAUAAAGUGAUCGGUAUAAUAUCUCUCUCCGAUCUGCUCUUCUACCUCGUUCUUAGGCCUUGUGGAGAGGAUGGCAGUAGCAAUAAAGGUAGUUCUAUAUCGUUGCGAGCGCAAGAUUCUCUGCUGUCGAAGGCUCCCAGCUCCGCGCAGUCGGAAGCGUCGCUCGCUGACGGUGAAGCUGAGCAAGAUGUCGCGGAGACGAUUGAUCGCAAUCAGUCCGAGGAAGCGCCGGCGACACCUAGUCCACCACUGAGCCCAGUCGCGUCGGACAUUUCGGAACCUCAGUCGACACUAGUGAAUCAAACUCAAGAAGCGACGUGGCGGGACGUGAUAAACAUUUGUGUCUCAGGCGUAUCGGGUGGGGAAUGAGACGUCGCCGUUUUCACGUGCCGCCAUGCACGGAUGCAGACUCCGAACUGAAUUAACCGCUGCUUUUAACCGCGGCGGCGGACGAAUAACAUAACGACUGCAUAUUUGUACAUCCUUUGUUGUUAUCGCUCGUGGUUCUCCGCGAGUACGCAAAUUAAUCGGUGAUACGCGCCGUACGAGAGGAGAGGUAGGAUGUCCCGUUUGAGAGAAAUUGGAUGUGGCGCGUUAGAACAACAGAGAGAAGUUCGCUGAACGUGACGUUAUGAUAUAACAAACACGAUGCUCUGUAUAGUGUAUAAAAAAAUCACUUAAGCUUAAUUUUUUAUGGUACAAAUGCUACACAGACACGCUACACAUUAGACGUUCGAGCUUUUCGCCAAGGACAGUAGGUAGCUGCGCCAUUAUUUGCUCAGAAUGCGAUUCUCCGCGCCCUUCUACAAUCGAGCAUGAUCGGGAAAGAAAUGACGAAUUUUGAAGGAACGAACUUUUUUUGGAGAUAUGACAAAAUCUUGGAGAGAAAGGGGCAUUUUCCAACAAGAAACACAGUUGACACCAGUGAAUUAUCGUUGCAACUUUGUUGUUUGCCAAUGUUAAAUAAAGAUGAAAUAAUUCACUGUUACACUGUCAUUUGUCUUGUUGAAAAAUGUGUAAAAUCGCAACUUAAUCAUGAUUAUAUAUUCUUUAUGCAAAUUGUAUUCACCCUUUGUGAAAUGGAAUAACGUAGAUAUUUUCCUUUUGAUCUUGUGUAUAAUUAGGAUAUGUGACAAUUAAAAAAAAAUAAUUAUCGAAGAGUAUUUCGCGAUCGACAAAAACGAAUGUCUGUCCUCGUUGUACGCACGAGAUCUUUUACAUUUUUUUCUGAACGCAUUGUAUAUUAUCGAUCUAAUGUUUUUGAUAUCUUACAUACUCAUUUAUAAAAAUCAUUUUUUUUUUCUUUUACUUCUACUGGAAAGAUUUAGAGAUACCUAAUCUUAAUUACUGAUUUUGCAUAAUAAGUAGAUCCAUUUUAACACCGCUCUAUACGUGAAUAGGUUCUUUUAAGGUUUCAGACAAUUUUCAUUGAUUAUGUAGAAGUGAUAUCAUCGAGAAUAUCAAACUAUAUAUUGUUAAUACGUAUUGUUAAAGCAAGAUACAUUUUUAUUUAAUUAUUUCGGAUUAUAUCUAUACAUCUAAAAGAUUGUCUCUUUCUUGUCCUCAUUUUGAUAUUUCAUUUUCACUGUAUUGUCAGAGUCACGUAAAUGUCGAGGAGUAAAGCUCUGUACAAAAGUUGCGACGUUUUUGGCUUUUAUACUAAAAAAAAAAAAGAUAAGAUUCACAGAACUCUAUUGAAACAAUAAGGCAAGAUUAUAUUCUCGAACUAAAAUUAUCCACUAAAAUAAUUUUUUAUUAUGAUAUGACUAUAUAGUUUUUCUUGAAUAUUUACGAAAAAAAUAGAUAUCAAUAUGUAUGAACUAAUUCACAUAAAAUUCUUGUACACUUAUGUCCGUUAUAAAUUGAAAGAAUCGACGUGAUAUACUCGAUUAUUAAAGUUAUUCGAUAAAUCGGAUAAAAAUACUCGAGUUUUAAUGUGAUAUUUGACCAAAUUCUAUAUAUUGUAUAAUCAUUGCUGACGAUACGCGGACUGAUAUAACAAACCACCGAAAUAAGAUUUUAUAUUAUAAUUAUAUCGUGAAUCGUCUUAAUUAAGAAUAUUGACUUAUGACUUACGAACAAAAAUACAUUCUUCAAUCUAUUAAUUGCUUUAUUCAUGAUUAAUUUUGCUCUCAUUGGCAAGUAUAUCGAAUUCUCUGAAUAUAGCAAGCAAAAAAAGCCUUUAUAUCAUUAUAUAAAUUCAAUUGUAAUUACUACUUACACGCGUCGUAUCGUGAGAAAAAUGCAAAUUAUAAUAACGACGAAGUUUUAAAGAAAUUUGUAUAGUAUUAUUUUGCACUAUAAAUUCUUUAAUGGAUCGAGAGAAACAUUCCUUUGUAAAGCAGUUCUGCAUAAUCAAGUUGUUGAAGAUAAGUUCAAGAAAAGUUUUAGAGUUUAUAAAUUGUCUUUCAGUUGGAAUUUAAAUUUAACGCGUUUGACGCAGAUCUUAAUCUCUUUUUCCUCAUAUAGAAAUGCAGGUGACGGUAGUUACUCGAUUUUGAAGGGAAUAGUGCCUGUAAAUGUAGCGAAUGUAUUCCUAGAAACACGUUCAUUGGAAUACACGUAUAUAAAUAUACAUAUAUACUAUCCGAGAUGUAAGUGCAGUCGGGAUAAGACAAAGCUAAAUAUUAGUAUUAAUUAACAGGACGCGUAGUGUGAACGAAAAUUUUUGUACAGCUGAAAAGUACUAUUUAAUGUGCUAUAGGCGCGCGAGCGCGUGUCUUUCUUUUUUUUUUUUUA